AUGGCGUUGCUCAAUAUCAUUCUCAUGCUACUAACAUUCGCAUUCCUUCACCACGAAAUCACAAUCACGGAGGCGCGGCUCGAUCUCGGCGUGUGCUAUGGAAUGAUGGGAGACAACCUCCCUUCUCCGGAGGAGGUGGUCCGGCUCUACCGGAGCUACAACAUCGGCAAGAUGCGGCUCCUCGAUACCAACCCCAAUGCACUCGCCGCGCUGAGGGACAGCGGGAUAGAGGUCACGGUGGGCACCAGAAACCAGGAUUUAGAGAGCAUAGCGUCGAGCGGCAGCAAAGAUGUGGUUCGACACCAACGUGCAACCAGCGUUGUUAACGAAUAUGGAUACAGCGGAAUGUGGAUCACCACUGUGGUUCCGAACACUACCUUAGUUAGCUUUAACCCGCCGUCGAGCGCCACAUUCUCUGAUGCUGCUUGUGCUGACAUGGUCGGAAUCAUAAACUUUCUGUCGAGCAAUGGCUCGCCAUUGAUGAUCAAGGCCUAUCCGUACUUCGCGUUCGACAUCUAUCCGGUCAACGUGAGUUUGGAUUACGUUCUAGCCACCGCGACUGACCCGGUGGUCCAAGACGGCUCCUUGAGUUACUCUAACAUGCUUGACGCGAUCGUGGACGGCUUCUAUUGGGCGAUGGAGAAGGAAGGCGUCACCGGUGUGGAUGUGGUGGUUUCCGAGACUGGCUGGCCUUCGCAAGGACAUAGUUACUUCACCGAUCCAGAGCUUGCGCAAACUUACAACAAGAACCUUGUGAAGAGGUUUCUGGCCAAAACCGGGAUGCCGAAGAGGCCGGACCGCAGCUUGGGAGGCUUCAUCUACUCGAUGUUCGACGAGAAUGAGAAACCCGCCAGGGUCGAUAAAUAUUUCGGGCUAUUCUAUCCCAGCGGGAAGCCGGUUUACCGCGUGUUUGAUUAA
This is a messenger RNA of Rhodamnia argentea, 918 nucleotides long. RefSeq names its product probable glucan endo-1,3-beta-glucosidase BG4. The transcript is spliced from 2 exons. Gene Ontology annotation, biological process: carbohydrate metabolic process. NCBI's taxonomy places the organism in Eukaryota, Viridiplantae, Streptophyta, Magnoliopsida, Myrtales, Myrtaceae. Bases 1 to 918 code for a protein of 305 amino acids. The record is from RefSeq and is a predicted model, not a curated record. Gene Ontology annotation, molecular function: hydrolase activity, hydrolyzing O-glycosyl compounds. Gene Ontology annotation, cellular component: plasma membrane.